This is a messenger RNA of Cebus imitator (Panamanian white-faced capuchin), 1617 nucleotides long. It is a transcript of the gene CFAP299, whose product is annotated as cilia and flagella associated protein 299. Bases 22 to 795 code for a protein of 257 amino acids. The record is from RefSeq and is a predicted model, not a curated record. The transcript is spliced from 6 exons. NCBI's taxonomy places the organism in Eukaryota, Metazoa, Chordata, Mammalia, Primates, Cebidae.
GCUUCGGCCGAGGCUACCGCCAUGGAUCAGGAAGAGGGGCUGAAGGCCGUGGACAAUAUCGUCACUCAGUUCAACACCUACGAAGAUUUCCUGGACUCGCAGAUCACUACCGUGGACUUGUACUACCUGGAGGAUGAAACCCUGGCCCGCCAGUUGGUGGAGCUAGGCCACCGAGGGACUGGAGAGAGAGUGAAAAGGGAAGAUUUUGAAGCAAGGAAAGCAACUAUAGAGAUUGCAAGGCUGGCUGAAAGAGCUCAGAAAAAGACUCUAACAAGUGCUGGUAAAGACUUACAAGAUAACUUUCUGAUGGCCCUGGCAAUGAGAGAAGAAGACAAUCGCAACGGAAAACUGAGUUCCGUGAUCUUUAUUCGUGACAGAAAUUCUCAUGGGCAAGAGAUAUCAGGAUACAUCGACUAUGCCCACAGGCUGAAGAUUGAAGAUUUUGAAGUCUACUUUAGUGGGAAAAAAAGACUUCUUCCAAGGCCCAAAGAUAUGAGCUUUUACAACUGGGACACUAAUAUUGCUGUUUGUAACUCAAGUCCCAACUAUCAAGUGAUUGCUGAUAAUCCAGAAGGCUUACUUUUCAAAUUCAAAAGAGACAGAAAAAUUCUCAAUGUGGACCCAAAGUUCUGGAUUUUGGAUUUCCAAGAUCAAGUGUCAGUAGGUCUGGUUUCUUCCAAGGCCUGUCUUCUUGGCUCACCGAUGGCAAUCUUCUCUGGAUGUCCUCACAUGCUCUUCCCUCUCUGUGCACAUCCCCAGUAUCUUUCUGUGUAUCUAAAUUUGCUUUUCUUAUAAGAACACCAGCCAGACUAGAUUAAGGUCCACUAUGCUAACCUCAUUUGAACUUAAUUAUCUCUUUAGAACUCAUAUGUCUAACAGACGAGCAUAUAGUUUUCAACAUAUGAAUUUUGGACAGACAAUUCAGACCAUAGCAUGACACAUAGAUUCCAAGCAUCUAGGACAUUUCCCAGUGAUUAGACACUCAUGGCCAAUUCUAAGCCAAGUCUAGACCUCUGAGGAUUCCAGCAUCAUGCCUUUCAAAUUAAGGCUGUCUUGUUGUCUACGUGCCCUGAAUUCAAAUUUCUUAUUAUCUAAUACUCAUAAUCUGAUUUGAGUUUUUAUCACCAACUGAGGUUGACCAAUCAUCAAUGAGUCUAUGCAUGGUGUCAUUCUAUUUCUAAAUUGUUUUCAUAUUCUUUCUAUUGGCCAGGAUACAACCGCUAUGCAAGAUUCAAUGGCAUCUGAUUGUAUUGAGAAUAUCUCUCAAGUCUUACCUUGACCUGUUGUCACAGUUCUAAAGUCACACUAAUGCAGCUAUUGGAACUUGGAAAGUCCUUUGUGAAAACUUAUUGAGAAGAUUUCCACCCAGUAAAGAAGAGAGAGCAAUUAGGGAACUGAUAUGAAUGAGUUCAGGUACACUAAGAAAGUAAUUUUAACUUGAAGCUAAUGGUUGAAUGCAAAACCAAGGAAAGGGGACAUGUGAAAUGUACAUGAUAAUCUCCACAAAGAACAGUGAGCCAAAGGGCAGGACUGAAGAAGGAACUAGCCAACUGAAGGGAAAUGAAACAUAGGAGUGGAACAAUGCAGUAAAGAGUAAAGCACAUUAAGAACCAGACU